This is a messenger RNA of Aureococcus anophagefferens, 1002 nucleotides long. RefSeq lists its product as hypothetical. Gene Ontology annotation, biological process: transmembrane transport. The transcript has a single exon. NCBI's taxonomy places the organism in Eukaryota, Pelagophyceae, Pelagomonadales, Pelagomonadaceae. The record is from RefSeq and is a predicted model, not a curated record. The coding region runs from base 1 to 1002 and encodes 333 amino acids.
AUGGCCGCGCCGCCGCGCGAGCAGGCGUGGUGGACGCCGGCCGUGCCCUUCGCGUCCGGCGCCGUCGCCGGCGGCGUCGUCAAGACCUUCACGGCGCCGCUGUCGCGGUCGACGAUCCUGCUGCAGACCGCGGGCCACGGGAGCAUGGUCCAGGCCGCAUCGGGCGCCGGCGGUGCGCGGAGCGCGUCGGAGCUCGCCGUGGGCUACCUCGCGCACGUGCGGGCCUCGGAGGGCGCCGUCGCGUUCUGGAAGGGCAACGGCACGUCGAUCCUGCAGAAGAUGGCGACGACGGGGUCGAACUACUUCGUCUACGAGCGGCUCAAGGAGUUGCUGCGGCCGAUAUGGAAAAGCGACGACGACGUGGGCUUCCCCGCGCGGCUCGCGGCGGGCUCGCUCGCCGGCGCGGCCAACGUGACGCUGGCCUACCCGCUCGACGUCGUCCGCACGAACAUCGCGUCGUCGUCGAAGCGCGCCGCGGGCGCGGAGCGCUGGGCGGGCAUCGCCGAGACGUUCCGCCUGCUCUACCGGACGCACGGGUUGCGGGGGUUCGCGCGGGGCCUCCCGGCGACGCAGUUGUGCCAGGGCGCGAACAUCGGCCUCCACUUUGGGAUCUACGAGACGCUGAACACGAACGCGGCGCUCGCGGCGACGUUCUCGCGGGCCUGCGGCUACGAGCCCGCGCUCGAAUCCGGCGACCGGCCGCGGAGCUCGUUCGCGUGGUCCAUGGUCUGCGGGUCGCUCGCGGGUCUGGUCGCGUCGACGCUCGUGCAGCCCCUGGACCUCGUGCGCCGCCGCCAGCAGCUCGUCGGGUCCAAGGACGCGGGGCGGCCCUUCUGGGCCGUCGCCGCGGCCCUCGCGCGCGCCGGCGGGCCCGCGGCGCUCUACCGGGGCCUGCUCCCGGAGCUCUGCAAGGUCUGCCUCUUCCCGGCGUCGGGCCUCAACUUCUACGUCUACGAGCUCGUCCGCCAGGACAUCUUCGGCCACACGACGGGCAUUCGAUAA